AUAUGAAACCCUAGACAGCCUCGAUUUGUGUUAUAUAUAUGUAGUGAAUUGCAUUUAUGAUUUAUCCCAUCAAUUCAUCACCCUCUCAACUAAGUUCAUUCCCUCGUCCUCUUCAUCUCUAAUCGCCAAACUCUGGGUUCGCCUUCUUUUACUGUAUUCUUCUUAUUUGAUCACCAACUUGCCUUUGCUCUAUAGCUUUCUGUUGUCUUUCAUUUUGAAGCUGGAUCGGAUCGUUUUCACUCUUCCUUAAUUCUACCUUUAUAAAAACAUUUCAAGCAUGUAAGUUUCGACUUUCCCUGUUUAAAUCCUAUUCAAAAGAAAAAGAAAAAAAAAACCCAGAUAUUUUGUUUCUAUGCAACUGGUUGAAGCUUUGCGUUUAUCUAUCUAGCUAGUUGUAGUUUGUAAUCUGGCUACCUCCAUCCCUCCUAUUCCUUAGCCAAGCAUUUAAAAAAGCCUGCACAGCAUGUAAUAUAGUGUUUCCAUCUCUUCAAUUAUAAACCCCCAAAAAAAGAAAAGAAAAAAGAGGUAUAGGAUCAGUAGUUAUAUGGUAGAAUGUAUCCAUAGAAUUUGUUAAAUAUUAUUGUUCUUGAUUCUUAGUGAUCGUGGCUAAGAUUAAAAGAAUCGUGUAGCUACACCUUUAUAAAAGCCGUCAAAUCAUGUAAGAGUCGUUUCUCUUAGCUACAAUCAAAUAUCAAUUCUAAACCCAAAAAAAAAAAAAAAAAAAUCCAAAAAAAGAUUGUUUUAUUGAAGAAGAAAAAAAAUGCCCGACGAGGAGACCGCAACCCCAACGGCAUCGGCACCGGCAACUCCGGGAACGCCAGGUGGACCGCUAUUCAAUUCCAUGAGGGUGGAUUCACUGUCAUAUGAUCGGAAGUCAAUGCCUCGAUGCAAAUGCUUUCCGGUGACUGCCCCAACGUGGGGUCAACCUCACACAUGCUUCACCGACUUCCCUGCACCUGACGUAUCCCUUACCCGAAAGCUGGGGGCAGAAUUUGUGGGAACCUUUAUCCUAAUAUUUGCGGCAACAGCGGGACCUAUAGUGAACCAAAAGUAUUCGGGAGCCGAAACAUUGCUCGGAAACGCCACAUGCGCAGGCCUGGCUGUGAUGAUAAUAAUUUUAUCCACCGGACACAUAUCUGGGGCUCAUCUUAACCCUUCCCUCACCAUUGCAUUUGCUGCCUGCCGUCACUUCCCCUGGACUCAGGUUCCAGCCUACAUAGCAGCUCAAGUUUCGGCCUCUAUUUGCGCUUCUUUCGCUCUAAAGGGGGUCUUCCAUCCCUUCAUGUCUGGUGGCGUUACUGUCCCCUCCGUCAGCCAUGGACAAGCUUUCGCACUCGAGUUCCUCAUUACUUUUAAUCUUCUCUUCGUCGUCACCGCCGUUGCCACCGACACCCGUGCCGUGGGAGAGCUGGCUGGAAUAGCUGUUGGGGCGACUGUAAUGCUCAACAUUCUUGUUGCUGGGCCAAGUAGUGGGGGUUCAAUGAAUCCGGUGAGGACACUGGGGCCGGCUGUAGCAGCAGGGAAUUAUAGGGCAUUGUGGAUUUACUUGAUAGCGCCCACACUGGGUGCUGUGAUCGGUUCUGCCACCUACACUUUGGUGAAGCUCCGCGAAGAUGAGGUCGACGCACCACGGCAGGUCAGGAGUUUUCGACGCUAGGUAAUUUGGAGCCCACGAAAUUAUGACAUCGUUGAAAAUGGAAGGGGCAAAAAAAGUUUGUUUUUCUUCUUCUAAUGUAUCUCUAUGAAAUGAAACCAUACACAUCGUUGUUUGUUUGUUUGUUUGAUUGUGUGGGGUAAAGAUAAGAUAGCUUUUGGGAAUAAUAGGCGAUGUGACCUUAAGUCCACGACCUACAGUACUUUGCUUGAAUAAUGUUGUGCUUUGCACUUUUCUGUUUGGGAUUUGCUUUGUCUGUUUUAAUCAUGUACCACUAUGGAACUUGGGUUUGAUUUGUAAUUUCCUUACUGAUCUGUAAUAUGAAUAAUGAAGUUUAUGUGUAA
Messenger RNA from Gossypium arboreum, 1998 nucleotides. Its product is annotated as probable aquaporin NIP5-1. NCBI's taxonomy places the organism in Eukaryota, Viridiplantae, Streptophyta, Magnoliopsida, Malvales, Malvaceae. The record is from RefSeq and is a predicted model, not a curated record. The coding region runs from base 761 to 1657 and encodes 298 amino acids. The transcript has 4 exons. Gene Ontology annotation, biological process: transmembrane transport. Gene Ontology annotation, cellular component: membrane. Gene Ontology annotation, molecular function: channel activity.